Molecule: messenger RNA, 4895 nt
Organism: Microcebus murinus (gray mouse lemur)
Lineage: Eukaryota; Metazoa; Chordata; Mammalia; Primates; Cheirogaleidae
Source: RefSeq, a predicted model, not a curated record
GACUCUGUCUCAAAAAAAAAAAAAAAAAUGAAUAUCAGAGAAGAUCUGAUCCUUUCAGAAACCUGAGAAAAGGAAGGCUUUCACACUGUUCACACUUUCCUGGCCUAGUUAUGACUUAACAGCUACCAGCUAAAUUGAGACCCCUACAGUAUUUUCAAGAAAUGGAAUUUUCAAAGCUGGUAAACCACCUAAGAAAAUUUGUUUUUUAUAAUGUGUCUUCUAACCAAUUUGUUAAAUGGUAAUCUAUUCAUUUGUGUAGGCAAAAAUCUAGAAAUGGAAUACCAGGGUCAUACAUCCAGUGAAUAUUAUUAUUUAAUAAAUGCCUACUCAGCAAGUUCAUCAUAAUUAUAAACUUCCAAUUUGACAUUUUUGCAUUCCAUGUACACCAAAAUAAAUGAUAGCAACUUACCCAAGAAUUGAAAACAUUGCAUUCUAUAAUGUCACAUCUGGGUCAGUCUAUCAUUUCAUGUCCUCAUAACUAGUCAUAACUAAUGAUAAUCAUAACUAAUCAUAAACAUAAACUGAACCAUUGAAAGGUUAUAAACUAACAAUGAAUUGAACUUGAUACCUAGAGCUAAAAAAUAAAUAGUGGAGUUACCGUUUGCCUGCCAAGGAGAGCUGUGGUUGUCAGGUAGUCUCCUCAGACAAAACAAAAGCUACUAUUUUAUAAACUUUUGGGAAUCUGAUGUUCAGGGAUUGGGGAUCAUGUUGAAAGACUGAUGGGCUUUCAGGUGCAUUAGUGUGAUCACAACAGUUGACAAAUUGACUCAUAUAAAUAGGGUUACCAACACAAGGCACUUGCUGAUUGGCUGUUGCCAAGCAGCCUGGGACUGUCACUGAAUGCUAAUUGGCUCUCUUUGGGACUGGGUCUUACCAGUCCUAAAGAAGAAUUUUAGAAGUUUGGUCUAACAAUGAUUUGCUAAAUUUCAGAAAGUUUGUUACUGGAGUGAAGGUGUAGCUGAAUAGCUAGAUUUCCAAGCUUAUGUACCCAUCCCAAAUUAACUCUAAUUAACAGUGGUUACUCAUUCAUGACUUUGAAUUUAGGCCAGAGAAAAGUCUUUUCCUUACUUGAACGUGAAAAAUAAAUAGUUUAAUUUUCAAUCCCUGUUUCUGGUGUCCCAACGUCAAGCUUGCAGGACCAGAUGUAUUGCCUAAAUUUUUAUUUGUGAGGAUGUGAUUUUUAGCUAGUGUUGCCACUAAGUGAUUUAAUUGCCAAUUAUAGUGUAAGAAAAAUAGCUGUAACUGCUGACUUUUUGUAAUGUCUUGUAAAAAGCUGAAUACAGGCUUUCUGACAAGUCAAUAUAGGAUACAGGAAAAAUUAUUAAAUACAGGACGUGUCCUUGAACUGUUCCUGGGCCAUAAUUUAUAAAAGUUAGUUAGUAACAAUACAGGUCAAUGCCACUGAAAGAAAAGUUUAAUGUUGCUCAACUGUUCCCCUGGAAAUGAGAGGCACUGAAUACCACACAGGUCACAAGAAACUCUGUCUCAUGCAGGAACCAGGAAUCAGAGAAGAGAGUAAUUGGGACUAUGUCUUUAUAACUAAAGUGGCAGGGAGUAACUGGGUGAGGACAUCCCCAUGGGUGGGAAGGGGAAAUACACUUAUUAAGAUUUGUGUUUGUGAGGGUUUUAUAUUAGUUUCAUGCAUCUAAGUGACUCGCAAGAAAGAGAAGUAAAAAACUUCGGCUGUUAGUUUCACCCGGUGAUUAAUUAAUAUGAAAUAGACAAAUACAGAAUCUAAGAAAACAGAGAACAGUCCUAUAUACACAUUGCAGCUGGCAACCCGAUUUCCAAUUUGUCCCAUGCACCUACUAUGGAUCUGAAAGCCAGUACAUACAUGCUCACUGACGAUGUGGUAGAACAGUAAAUACUUAUCACCACAAAGCUUCCCUACUGAUUUUUGUCUUUGUGGCAAGUCUUUCCAUUUAUCAUCUCUACUUAUCCCUCCAAGCAGUUAAUGAACAAUGUUUUCAAAUAUGAAAAAAGAAUUACAGUUUGGAGUCAGAAGAACAGUGUGUCCAAACUUCCAGCACAGCCACAGGCUCAGCUUACUUCUCUGACUUCUGACUUCACUGUGUCUCCCUUAACUUUACUGAGAUCUUACCGUUUUCUCCCUACAUGUGACAGAUAGGGUUAGAGAGUUAUGUCAACCACUCUCAAAAAAUAACUACAUAAUCAUUAUUAAUAUAUUUCAGUAAUUUCCAUUUCACAAGUGUUUUUCACAGAUAAAUGUCUUUUCUUUCUUCUUCUUUUUUUUUUUUUAUUAAUAUGUCCUGGUAUUAUUUCACAGAUAAUUUCAGCUCCCUGUGCAGACACUUGUAAAAUGCAGGUGAAUGCUAAAUCACUUCUCAGCAAGAAGAUAAAUCAUGGAACUCCACACCUUUUCUUGGGGAUAAGAAGCCCUCUUUGCAGGUGUGCUUCAGCUAUGAAAAUGGCAGGCAGUGUUCUCUCAGGAAAUGGUAUAUGAUCAGUCAUUCUUAUUUUCGGGUGCACUUGAGAUUCCUAAAGUAAAUGUAAAAUAUCUUAGAUGUGGAGUAAUAUUAUUUGAAUGAACAUGUUGCUGUCUCGGUAGGGCCACGAUCACUGACCAUACAGCCAGGAAAGAUGUGCCUCUUGAGACCAGAGGCGCAGCUUCACCCUUUCAACAUACUUCAAUACCUUCUGUCAUCCUUCCGGCAAGUUCCCCAUAGCCCUGUCUAUAGUCUGUCUUUCUUCUCCUGGGCCAGAAAUAUUAAAGCUUAUUAAACAAACUCCAAAGCUUAACUGUAUGUGAAAAGCAACAAGAUAGCUGACAGGUAUGAGUAGACAUAUAGUACUUCUAUGAUAUGGUAUGUCCCUUUGGAUGGGUAGCCUCUGAAAACUCGGUGUGCUUCACAGAGUCUGAAAUAAUGGGUCUCUAACAUUUCUCUGAGGAUCCUUAGAUUGCAAUCCAAGAAAACCUGGGUACGUCGCCAUGAAGAGCAUAUCAUGCCCAUCCUGCCUUGGCGUCCCGGAACUGCAUUUCCCAGCGUCCCUAACGUUGCCUCGGGGCCUUUCUCUAGGAGCGAUCAAGUCUCUAAGACGGCCGGAAGAAGAGUGGAAACUUCAUAACCCAGAAGACCCUGCGGCCCACGGUGGCACGACCACGCCACCGAAGGGACGUAUAAGCGUGUGCGCAUCACAUGAGGGCGGGACUUCCGGCGUGUGACUGGCGUUGGUCAUUUUUGUAGCUCUCUGGGGUUUUCUUGGCUCAGGCCUGUGGAGCUCUGGAACGUCACCGAGGUGACGGAGCGGAAAACCGCGAGAAGCAUCUUAGUUCGCACUGCACGGAGGCGGGCGUGAGGCUCAACUGGCAGAUGCUCGAGACGGCCGUGUCCUUGUACCCCUGUCACCGCCGUUCCUGGCCCCUGUCUUCCCGAGCUCGCUUGGCAAUGAGCUCGACUCAGGGCUGUGUGGUCUUUGAGGACGUGGCCAUAUAUUUCUCCCAGGAGGAGUGGGAGCACCUUGAUGAGGCUCAGAGAUCACUGUACCGAGAUGUAAUGCUGGAGAACAUGGCACUUUUGUCCUCACUGGGUUAUUGCCAUGGGGCUGAGGAUGUGGAGGUGCCUUCUGAGCAAGGUGUUUCUGUAGGAAUGUCACAAGUCACAACUCCAAAGGCCCUUCUGUCCACCAAGAAGACCCAGCCCUGUGAGACAUGUAGCUCACUUCUGAAAGACAUACUGCACCUGGCUAAUUAUGAUGAAACACAUCCUGAGCAGGGGCUGGAAACAUGUAUAGCAAAUCUUCACCAGCACCCAAAACAGGAACUUAGAGAGAAAUUCUCCAAAGGAGAUAAAAGGAGCCUUUCAUUUAUGAAGAACUGGAGAGUUCAUAUGGCAGAGAGGACUUUCCCAUGCAGUGAAUGUGGGAAAGCCUUCACCCACAAACAUAAACUUGUUGACCAUGAGAAAAUUCACACUGAAGAAAGACCUUAUAAAUGCAGCAAAUGUGGGAUAUUGUUUAUGGAAAAGUCAACACUCAAUAGACAUCAGAAAGUUCAUACUGGAGAAAGGCCUUAUGCAUGCAGUGAAUGUGGGAAGGCCUUCCUUUGUAAGUCCCACCUUGUUCGUCACCAGACAAUCCACUCUGGAGAAAGGCCUUAUGAAUGCAGUGAAUGUGGAAAAUUGUUUAUGUGGAGUUCCACACUCAUUACACAUCAGAGAGUCCACACUGGAAAAAGACCUUAUGGUUGUAACAAAUGUGGAAAGUUCUUUAAGUGCAACUCCAACCUCUUUAGGCAUUAUAGAAUUCAUACAGGAAAAAGGGCUUAUGGUUGCAGUGAAUGUGGGAAAUUCUUUAUGGAAAGGUCUACACUCAAUAGACAUCAGAGAGUUCACACUGGAGAAAGGCCUUAUGAGUGCAGUGAAUGUGGGAAAUUCUUUAGCCUGAAAUCUGUCCUCAUUCAACACCAAAGAGUUCACACUGGAGAAAGGCCUUAUGAAUGUAGUAAAUGUGGGAAGGCCUUCCUUACAAAGUCCCACCUCAUUUGUCACCAGACAAUUCACACUGCAGCAAAGCAGUGCGGUGAAUGUGGGAAAUUCUUUAGGUAUAACUCCACACUCAGUAGACAUCAGAAAGUUCACACUGGAUAAAGCCCUUACAAAUGCAGGAAAUGUUGGAAACCCUUUAACUGUAAAGAUAUUCUGGUUGGAUGUCAGGCACUCUGCACUGGAGAAAGACAGUGAAUGUGAGUAAUCAUUUAGGCACAGCUCCACACUACUAUACAUCAGAGAAUUCACAUUGCAGAAAUAUAUGUUCAGCAAACUUGGGAAGUUAUUUUGGUUCAACUCUGGUCUUAUUAAACACUGGGGCUGGGCACGGUGGUUCAUGCCUUUAAUCCUAGCACUCUGGGAGGCCGAGCCGGGCGGAUUGCUUGAAGU